UAGCCUGCAGCUGAGGACAGGAACUAGAGAGAUUUUAUAAGUGAGCUUAACAAAUAUUUCAUUCCAUGCAUCCUCAAGUUCAGGCGGAUGCGCCUACUUCUAACAAUAGUUGUAGUAGUAGUACAAGUCACAGUCUAGCUGAGAAGCGGCGGCGUCAGAGGAUUAAUUCACACCUCUCCGCUCUUAAACGCCUAGUUCCUCAUUCUGAUAAAAAGAUGGACAAGGGUUCUCUGUUAGGGUGUGUAGUAGAUCAUUUAAAAGAGUUGAAGAGAAGCUUACUAGGCGAAAUCAUCCAUCAAGGGUCAACAAUCCCCAACGAGUCCGAUGAAAUAAUUGUUGAUCACAUGACGGCCUCAACAACCACCAUAGGCGCCACCACCAACAACAAUAACAAUGACACUGGCAAUAGUGACUGCAGCAACAAAGGCAAGUACAAUGAAAUUUACCUCAAGGCAACUGUCAGUUGUGAAGAUAGGCCUCAGCUGUUCAUGGAUCUCAUUGAUGCCUUGAAAGGUUUAAAGAUGUUAAGAACUAUAAGAACAGAUAUAGUAACGUUAGGUGGUAGGAUUACUCUAAACAUAGUUUUGAUCAAUAUCGAUAAUCAUGAAAGUAGCGGUAACAUAAAUUGUUUGAAUUCACUUAAACAAUCACUUAGAGCUGUUUUGGGUAGAGUUAUUACUCCUCCUUCGUCAUCACAUUGGAUAUCUACGAGUGGUUUCUCAAGCAAGAGGCAGAGACUUUUGUUCCCGCAACAUCACUCCCAUUUUUCGUGGUAAUUCAUUUUGUAUAUGCAGUAUAACUUCGUUAAAAUAAUAAUCUUUCUCACAUAAUAAAUUUCUUUAAUCCCAACUGGGUUAAAUUUUUAACCA
Papaver somniferum (opium poppy) is the source of this 869-nucleotide messenger RNA. RefSeq names its product transcription factor bHLH51-like. Gene Ontology annotation, molecular function: protein dimerization activity; DNA-binding transcription factor activity. Gene Ontology annotation, biological process: regulation of DNA-templated transcription. NCBI's taxonomy places the organism in Eukaryota, Viridiplantae, Streptophyta, Magnoliopsida, Ranunculales, Papaveraceae. The transcript has 2 exons. The record is from RefSeq and is a predicted model, not a curated record. Bases 66 to 776 code for a protein of 236 amino acids.